AUGCUCACUCUCGAAGCCUUUGAAAAUUGGGCCAUUGGUGAAAAAGACCACAAAGGAGAAAUCAUCACGGAGCAACGCAAGAAUGCUGCUCACAAAGAUUCAAUUGAAAAACAUCCCAAAGAUCCUAUCUUGAUCACUCGUAAGAUGGUGAUGGGCCUUUUCAGGAUGACGCCAAUAGAGUUUGAAAAGAAGUAUUUCCCAGUCAUAUAUGCAGCAAGAACGCAAGUCCAAAGACUGGAGAAUGCUCCAAAGUCCACAAUUGACAAAUCGCAAAUCAUUCGAUAUAACCCGACUUCGCCUCCGCCUUCAUAUGCAUAUAAAUUGCCUGACACUCCGCCUGCUACCGAACCCAGCUUCACGGCCGAACUAGAAGCUGCUCCCGUGAAAGCGAAAUCCGUUCUCUUACCUCCUCCUACUAAGUCCGUUACCAAGAUCUCCCACAUUACUCGACUGAUAUAUGUCCUAGGAGGCUUCAGGGACGAAACGAAAUUCGACGGCGAGCUCCGGGAAUACAAAGAGGUGUGUCUCAAGACGAAAGGCGAUCUGGCUUAUGCCUUGUAUCUACGCGGUCGGUUCUCCGAAGAAGAGUAUACGAAAUUCUGUGCUGAGUAUCGGGAGGGCGAUAUUCCAAAAUAG
Botrytis fragariae is the source of this 636-nucleotide messenger RNA. RefSeq lists its product as uncharacterized. The coding region runs from base 1 to 636 and encodes 211 amino acids. The transcript has 4 exons. NCBI's taxonomy places the organism in Eukaryota, Fungi, Ascomycota, Leotiomycetes, Helotiales, Sclerotiniaceae. The record is from RefSeq and is a predicted model, not a curated record.